AUGGCUGCUCCAGUCCUCGAUAGCAGACUUAAGUUAGCAUCUGAGAAGAGGAUUACCUUUGGCGCCUUUCUCUACCGCCAAUUCUUCGUCACGCCUACUCUACCACGCGACGUUGACCUCAAAGGCAAAACCGCCAUCGUCACGGGAUCUAAUACUGGUAUCGGUCUCGAAUGUGCGCGUCAGCUCUUAGACCUAGGCUUGGGAAAGCUCAUCAUUGCCGUGAGGGACGAAAGGAAAGGCCAAGCUGCUCGCACACAAUUACUAUCUGGCCGUCGACUUGAAAAUAGCGCUAUUGAGGUAUGGAAGCUGGAUCUGGCAUCUUACGACUCGGUCGUCGCCUUUGCGGAACGUUCGAAGAGCCUAGAGCACCUCGAUAUUGUCGUUCUCAACGCUGCAGUCAUGAAAGUAGAACACCGAAUGGUCGAAUCUACCGGCCAUGAAGAGACGCUGCAGGUGAACGUUCUGUCAACUAUUCUACUGACUAUAUUACUGCUUCCCAUAUUCAAAGCCCAAAAGUCUUCUGAGCCGGGCCGUAUCGCAUGGGUCCAGUCGGACAUAACUUCCUGGGUCAAGUUCAAGGAGAAGGAUAGCACGCCUUUAUUUCCUGCCUUGGACAAGCCUGAGAAUUUCAACUUUCCAGACCGCUACAGCACUUCAAAACUGCUAGGAAUGCUCUUUGUCACGGAAUUGGCGAGGUUGGUUCCCUCUUCGGUUGCCAUCAUAACAAUGCCGUGCCCAGGAUUAUGUUAUGGUACAGGUCUAGGAUCUGUUCAUCAGAAAAAUAUCGGAGAGGUGAUUGGAAAGAUAGUGAAACGCAUUUUUGGGCGUACAAGUUCAAUUGGAGCUCGAGUAAUUACCGAUGGAGUCGUAAAUCACAGCUCUAAGGCCCAUGGGCAAUACAUUGAAGACUGCCCAAUACAGCCUCUGGUCCCAUUCGUUUAUACGGCUGAGGCAGAUCGUGUUACUAAAGUACUUUGGGAGGAGACCAUGGCCGAAUUGUCUUUUGCACACGUCCAGCGAAUUUUGAGUGACUUGGGCAACGUCGACAGUUGA
This is a messenger RNA of Glarea lozoyensis ATCC 20868, 1053 nucleotides long. RefSeq names its product NAD(P)-binding Rossmann-fold containing protein. The record is from RefSeq and is a predicted model, not a curated record. The transcript is spliced from 2 exons. Lineage: Eukaryota; Fungi; Ascomycota; Leotiomycetes; Helotiales; Helotiaceae. The coding region runs from base 1 to 1053 and encodes 350 amino acids.